Messenger RNA from Periconia digitata, 681 nucleotides. Lineage: Eukaryota; Fungi; Ascomycota; Dothideomycetes; Pleosporales; Periconiaceae. The record is from the annotation of a GenBank genome assembly.
AUGGCCAGGAUAGCCAAGCACUUUUUUUUAAGUUCGCUCUGCUCUGCUUCGUCCAGGGGGAGGGACAGCACGGCGCCAUGGCGACCUAUCAAGCUGCCGACGGGGCAAACGCACCAAACUUGCGCAAAAAGUAACGAAACAGCAGCAUCUGAUGGUUGUGUAUGGAUUGGUUAUCGUCACCACAUUGGCCAUGUUCAGAUGCACCCAUCUCGUAACAGCACAAUUCUAUGUACACUUACUUCAUUUCAUCCGCCCACCUUUCAACGUCCCGCUUCCGCGACCGUGUCUCGCUCCAACCUUCACCAUGACUCUCGUUGCCGGGUGUUACACAUGUAUGUAUCUUUAGCUUCGCGCUCAGCCGAUGAUUCGCGAACACCAGCAUUGCGAGACACGACUGCUUUACCCUCUUUGACCCGUUCGUUUCGGCCCUAUCUGCGUGCAAUACAAACACUUGCUGCUGCACGACUUGCACCGCGUAUCGCGUCCCGCCAUGGGGAUUUGCUCGAGCAAACUUCAUUCUUCCAGGCUUCCUUGAUCGCACUCAGGCUGCUGACCGCCUCGCAGCCGCACUCAAAGAGGCAACGGGUGAGUGGUUGUGAUCUGGUGGUGUUGCAGACCUCGCAUGCAUGCAGUCAUCCCUGCUGCCCUAGGAUUUUAGCCUCUUUCCCGGCGGUGAGCUAA